UGAAUGUCAGUCGAGCUUACCAUACUCCAAAACUAUGUUUGGGAGCAAUGGACUGAGGAAGAUUUUUGUGAUUGGGGUUAUAGCUCUUGUGCUUUUAUUCAUAAUAAUCGCUAACAUUUUGUGGAGUAAGAGUAGUGUUGAUUCUUUCUGGCAUGUUGGCCCUUCAAGGUCUUUGGUGCACUGGGAUGAUCACAACAGCACAGGAGUUUUCAUAUGGCCAGCCCCCAAAAACGUCUCCAAGGGAUCGAUUUCCAUGAGACUGUCCACAAAGUUUGCCAUAACUCCUCCCAGAACUUUAAAAGUCUUGCAAGCAGGGAUUGAUCGCUACACGGUAUUGAUUCUCAAGCAGAGAAAGCUAAGGAUUCCAGCGAAAAAGAAUCCACCAGAUUUUGUUUUGGACGAACUUCGUAUCGAGCUCAAGUCAUUCAACCAAAGCCUCUAUCUUGGUGUAGAUGAAUCGUACCGCCUCCAAGUCCCCGACCCUUCAAAUUCAAGGGUAGUAUUGCUCCAGGCAAGAACUGUCUAUGGGGCCCUACGAGGACUCGAGACUUUUAGCCAGAUUUGCACUUACGAUGCUGUCGAAAGAGCUGUGCUUUUGCAAGGCUGCCCAUGGAACAUUUUUGACGAGCCUAGAUUUUCAUAUCGAGGCCUUUUGAUUGAUACUGCUCGGCACUACUUGCCAUUAAAGACGAUAGAGAAUGUGAUCGACUCCAUGGCCUACGCGAAGCUUAAUGUCUUGCACUGGCAUGUUGUCGACGAGGAGUCCUUCCCUUUGGAGAUUCCAUCGUUUCCAGAGCUUUGGAAAGGCUCCUACUCUAUCUCUCAGCGCUACAACCUUGAUGAUGCAAAAGCGAUAGUCAAGUAUGCUCGAUUGCGAGGUAUACAUGUCAUGCCAGAGAUUGAUGUCCCAGGCCACGCUCGCUCAUGGGGAGUUGGAUAUCCUGAGCUAUGGCCCUCUGAAAACUGCAAAACACCUCUGGACAUCAGUAAGAAUUUCACUUUUGAGGUGAUAGAUGGCAUUUUUUCCGAUCUCUCAAAGGUGUUUCCAUUUGAGCUGCUUCAUAUAGGAGGAGACGAAGUUAACACUAGAUGCUGGGAAAUCACACAACCUGUAAAUGACUGGCUGAGAAAGCACAAUUUAACACCUUCACUGGGCUACGAGUUUUUUGUGCUUGAAGUGCAAAAACUGGCCUUGAAGCAUGGAUACCUUCCUGUCAACUGGCAAGAACCAUUUGAAAAAUUUGGACCAAGUUUGUCAAGGAAAACGAUUGUUCACAACUGGUGGGGCACUCAAAUUCCUCCCAACACUGUCAGCUCGGGUCUCAAGAGUAUAGUUAGCGAGCAAUUUUCAUGGUACCUGGAUCACAUUGAUAUACCAUGGCAGGAGUUUUAUUCAAAGGAACCAUAUGAUAACAUUUCCAGCCACAAAGAACAGCAGUUGAUUAUUGGAGGUGAGGUUUGUAUGUGGGGUGAGAAAGUUGAUGCAGCCAAUAUCCAACAAAGAAUAUGGCCAAGGGCGGCAGCGGCGGCAGAGAGGCUUUGGAGCCCAUUUACUGUCACAGAUUUGGGUCCCAAAAAUGCUGCUCCUAGGCUUGAAUUUUUCAGAAUCCUGCUGAAUGAAAGAGGAAUAGCUGCUUCUCCAGUGAAAUCAAAAGAAGAAGGCUCGUCCAAGCCUCCAGAUUCUCCACACUCAACACUAUGAAUAUCUGUUCAAACAAUCAAUUUUGAUUAAAUGACUGGAUAAUCAUUCAUGAGUGA
This is a messenger RNA of Selaginella moellendorffii, 1758 nucleotides long. RefSeq names its product beta-hexosaminidase 3. Gene Ontology annotation, molecular function: beta-N-acetylhexosaminidase activity. The record is from RefSeq and is a predicted model, not a curated record. The transcript has 14 exons. The coding region runs from base 35 to 1702 and encodes 555 amino acids. Lineage: Eukaryota; Viridiplantae; Streptophyta; Lycopodiopsida; Selaginellales; Selaginellaceae. Gene Ontology annotation, biological process: glycosaminoglycan metabolic process; carbohydrate metabolic process. Gene Ontology annotation, cellular component: membrane.